Moneuplotes crassus is the source of this 1641-nucleotide messenger RNA. The record is from the annotation of a GenBank genome assembly. Lineage: Eukaryota; Ciliophora; Spirotrichea; Euplotida; Euplotidae.
UUAAAAUAAAAGAAAAUGAGCGAUGCUCAAAAUAAAGGUAAGCAUAGGGCUUGAUUUGAGAGUAUACAAUUCCAAAAGCUGAAUGUCAAGGUUUAAUAAAGACUAAUCAUUGUUCCAGACAUAUCCUUAUUGCAAUAAAAUUAGUGCAAUACUCCAAGAUUACCCAUGGAUAUAUUAACCAAUUUUUGCUUAUUAUUUAAUAAUUUGGCAUACUUUAGCUACUCCAUCACUAAAAUCAUCAAUUUUGUAAAAAUUGUUCAUAACUCUAAUUCUUUUACUCUACCACAAACUUAAUCUGAGUCCAAAAUUAGCAAAAUUCUUCCAUUUCACCUAAAUUCAGUUCAAAAUUCGAUUUUUUUCAUAAAUCCAAAAACCCUCAAAAUCUCACAGAAUUUCCCUACUCAAUCCGAAAAUAAGAAGCGUCACCGUAACUUAUAACGCAAGCUUCAUUCCUUAGAUCUUUCUCAAAAUGUCUGUGAUCAAUAAAGUCCUCCAUAUAGAAGCCAGCUCUGCUUCUGCAGAAGAGAAUGACUCCAAAGACAUCGAGAAAGCUCUUUCCAGAGUCUUCAACAACAAGAAGGGCAAUAAGAGGACCAUCAGCAAGAUCGGGGCCAAAGAGGAUAUUAUAGUAGAAAAUAAGGAGAAAGAUAAGCAAAAAGAACCACUGAAGCUGAGAGAAAGAUCCCCAUCAAUAGAAUUCGUAGCUGAAAAUAACCCGAACGAGGCUAGUGGGGAUAUUCGUGCAGGAAAACAUGUGAAGGAAGAUCUAGAUUCGGAUGAUGAACUUGAUGAAUCUGAGAAAUCAAAUCCUAAUUUCCCUCUCAUUUUGAUAAAAUCAUGGGAACGAGAAAUUCGGAGGGACAUCAACGGAGUCAGAAAGUCACUGAUGAAAAACCUCCCUGUGCUUCCUCUGAACCCUCUCCAGCACAUGCUACAUAUUCCAGAGAAGGUCGAAGUCGACACAGACUCAGAUGUAGAGAUCAUCGAAGAAAAGAGGCCUGACCUAAGUCCAAAAGAUCCAUACAUUAAGAUUAAGUGUGUUUUUAAUGAUAAAUCUCCCAGUAGAAAUAGCAGAGAAGAAUCAAAAGUUUAUAACAGCAGUUUUAAAAGAACAUUAGAGAGACCGUCACCUCCUCCUCGUUCUAAAAACCCCUCCAAACAAAGACAGAAAUAAAGGGAGUUCAACCAAACGCAGGAACCUUAGAGGGCUUGAACAUCCUGAAGGCGACAGAAGCAUGCUUUGCAAAGAUUGAGGAAAAUACUUCUCAAAAUAUGGACUCGGAGGUCAUCGGGCAAAGUUCCAUGCAGGAGAAAAUCCAGGCUAUAAGAUCAAGCUACAGAUCAGACGAAGAAAUGAAGAGAAAAGGACAAUAUUAAGGCUGGCCCAAUUUCUAUACUUCCAAAAAUAUGAUAGGACAGAUAUUCACCCUAAAGACAUCAACAGAAGCUUGCUUUGAAAGCUUAAGAAAAAGAUCGAGAAUGAUGAUGCUCUUAAAGAACAACUAAUCAAUUGUGAUUACAUUGAAUUCCUUAGGAAAAAGAGGGCUUCCUUCCUCCAUCGUGACAAGUAGAAUUCCCAUACAAUAGGAAGUAACUGAAGCCAUGUAACCUAAAAGUUAUAGCUAAAUUUAGAUCUCAAUC